CUUUUUUUUAUACCUGGGAUCCAAUUCCCUCUGAGGCUGCUUCGUUCAACUCGGGUGAGAUUGUUGAGUCGAGGGUUUUGUGGGGGAAGAAGAACAACCAGAUGCGUGAGUGAGGAGGAGAAAGGAGACGGAGGUGCUCUUCCUGCAUAAUUUGUAAAUCAUCCAGGUCUUGGUUGGGCAACCAUAGAGCGGUGAUUUCGUUGUCUGUCCAAUCUGAAUUCUAACAGUUUCUUUGUGAGCGGUUGAUGAUUUUAUCUUGCAUGAGAUAUUAAUGCUUUUGGUGGAUUACCGGAUCAGAUCUAUCGCAACUGCCUCCGACGACUACAAGAGGAGCGGAAAAAGGGGGGCACCGUACUGUUCGACGGAUCGAGAUGGCGGGGCAAAAUAUGGAUCAAUUCGAGCUGUAUUUUAAGAGAGCGGAUUUGGAUGGGGAUGGAAAGAUCACUGGACAUGAAGCUGUAGCUUUCUUUCAAGGAUCCGGUUUGUCAAAACAAGUCCUCGCUCAGAUAUGGACACACGCUGAUCAGGCCCGUGCGGGUUUCCUUGGUCGGGCAGAAUUUUAUAAUGCUCUCAAACUUGUUACGGUGGCACAAAGUAGGCGGGAAUUGACACCUGACAUUGUUAAGGCUGCGUUAUAUGGUCCUGCUGCAGCGAAAAUUCCACCACCAAAGAUUUCUCUUCCUUCCACCCCUGCUAAUCAAUCGAAUUCAAUGGCUGCUACAUCUGUCCCACCGAUGGGUGCAGUUACCCCACCAGCAUCUCAGAAUUUUGGUUUUAGAGGACCAGGAGUUCCAAACUCUAGUACGAACCAGCAAUAUUUUCAUUCUCAGCAAAGUCACUCCAUGGGACCACCUCAAGCCAUUCCUGCUGGUCGGCCCCCUCAGGGGAUUGCAGGUCCUGGAGGUGGUAUGGUGGGUCCACCUAAGGUGAUGCCUCCUGGUUCUGCUUCUAUUCCGCAUCAAGUUAUGCCUGCUGCUACUGCUGGUCUUGGUGCCAUCGGCUUGAACAUCUCAAAUGAUUGGCUCGGUGGGAGGACUGGUGGAACUUCGACUGAACCCAGAGGGGUUAGUCCAUCAAUGCCCUCAGCUACUUCACAGCCCCAAAAUCUACCUUCAAUGACCUCUCAGUCAACUGCAAAUGAUUUAAAAGUGUCAGCUGUUUCUGGAAAUGGGGGUUCUUCCAAUUCAUUUUUUGGAGGCGAUAGGUUUUCUGUAGCUACCUCUGCAACAAAACAGGGACCUUUGACACCAAGCUAUGCAGCUAGUAGUGCACCAGCUUCUUCAGCAAUUGCUUCAGUUUCCAGUGGAGCCCAAAGUUCAGUGAAGCCUAGGUCACUUGAUGCUUUGCAAGGUGCUUUUUCAAUGCAGCCUUUAGGCAGUCAGCCUCCGCAGGCACCGUCUUCAUCGAGUAUAAGUCCACAAUAUUCUGCUCAAAGUAUGCCCACCCUUCCCCCUUCUGGUAUUUCUGUUGUGGAAGCAAAUUCUUCUGACAAUUCACAGCUUCCGUGGCCGAAGAUGAAACCAUCUGAUGUUCAAAAGUAUACGAAAGUCUUUAUGGAAGUAGAUGAUGACAGAGAUGGAAGAAUCACUGGUGAGCAGGCACGGGUUCUAUUCUUGAGUUGGAGGCUACCAAUAGAUGUCUUAAAGCAGGUGUGGGACUUAUCUGAUCAGGAUAAUGAUAGUAUGCUUUCUUUGAGGGAAUUCUGCUUUGCCCUCUAUCUGAUGGAGCGGUACAAGGAAGGUCGUCCUCUUCCUGCAGCACUUCCUAGUAACAUAAUGUUUGAUGAGACUCUCUCCUCCAUGACUGGCCAACCCAGAGUUGCGUUCGGAAAUGCUGCUUGGGGCUCAAAUUCUGGUUUUGGACAGCAGCAGGUGAUGGGUGCUCGUACAAUAACCCUUGCAUCUGGUUUGAGGCCACCACUUCCGCCAACUUCUUCUUUGGCUGAUGGUGCAAUGCCGUCCAAUCAGCAAAAGGCAGGGGCACCUGCUCUGAAUGAUUCUUUUAAAGAUCAACUUGGUAAUGGGGAGCAGACUUUUAUGGCUUCAAACCUUACAGAUGGAACUCCAGCUGCUGAAAAGGCUGAUGGAAGAGAAAAUUUGAUUUUGGAUUCAAAGGAGAAGAUCGAGUUCUAUCGCACAAAGAUGCAGGAACUUGUUCUCUAUAAAAGCCGAUGUGAUAAUAGACUAAAUGAAAUUACAGAAAGAGCUUUGGCAGAUAAGCGAGAGGCAGAAUUACUGGGUAAGAAAUAUGAAGAGAAGUACAAGCAAGUUGCAGAAAUAGCAUCUAAAUUAACUAUUGAAGAGGCAACAUUUCGGGAAAUUCAGGAGAGGAAGAUGGAGUUGAAUCAAGCAAUAAUUAAAAUGGAACAAGGUGGCAGUGCAGAUGGCAUCCUUCAGGUCCGUGCUGAUCGAGUACAAUCAGAUCUUGAAGAGCUUGUGAAGGUGUUAACAGAACGUUGCAAGAAGCAUGGAUUAGAUGUUAAAUCAACUGCAGUGAUUGAGCUUCCAUUAGGCUGGCAACCUGGAAUUCAAGAGAAUGCUGCUGUGUGGGAUGAAGAAUGGGAUAAGUUUGAAGAUGAAGGAUUUGGCAAUGAUCUCACUGUUGAUGUGAAAAAUAUAGUCACUUCUCCGAAAUCAAGAUCUGCUAAUGCUCAGACGGAAAAGGCUUCCUCUGACGGUAGUCUAACCCCUAAUUCAUCGUCAAAUGCUGAUGGGAAAUCUGGUAGCCUUUUCAGUCCCGGGGAACAUGCUGUUGAAAGUGAAUCUGCAUAUGCCCAUAGUGAAGAUGAAUCGUUGAGGAGUCCUGGAAGGAGUGCCCUAGAAAGUCCUUCUCAAGGAUUCUCUGAUGUUUUUGCAAGGAGCACUGAAGUAGAUGCAGAAACACAUAGAAGUUUUGAUGAAUCAUGGGGUGCUGCCUUUGAUGCUCCUGAUGAUACAGACUCGGUAUGGGGAUUUAACCCAUCUAAUUCUAAGGACUCAGAUUCUGAGCAUAGAGAUUUCUUUGGGUCCAGUGAUUUUGGUGUAAACCCAACAAGAACAGAAUCUCCAACUACAGAAAGUGCCUUCCAUAAGAAGAGUAUAUUUUUUGAAGAGUCCGUCCCCGCCACUCCAGUUUCCAGGUUUGGCAACUCUUCCCCAAGAUACAGUGAGGCAGGUGAUCAUUUUGACAGUUCUUCGAGAUUCGAUUCCUUCAGCAUACAUGAAGGUGGAUUUUCUCCACAACGCGAUAAGUUCUCAAGGUUUGAUUCCAUAAACAGUACCAAAGACUUUGGUCGGGGUCAUGGAUUCUCUUCUUUUGACGACGCAGACCCAUUUGGCUCCAGCGGGCCGUUUAAGGUCUCUUCGGAACAUCAAUCUCCGAAGAAAGUUUCCGAUCAUUGGAAUGCUUUCUAGCUGUCAAUCCUUUUUACUUUCUCUAUCCAGUCUUCCCACAUUACCCCGUUUUGUUAAUGGUUUGAUCAUUGUGGCCAUUUUUUGUGUGCUCUGAUGCUUUGAAUAAGAGCUGGACGGUUGUAAAGUUGUUUGGUAUGAUCUGAUGUAUUUAUAUAUUGAUGUAAUAUUCUAUUGUUUUU
Messenger RNA from Tripterygium wilfordii, 3571 nucleotides. RefSeq lists its product as uncharacterized. Lineage: Eukaryota; Viridiplantae; Streptophyta; Magnoliopsida; Celastrales; Celastraceae. Gene Ontology annotation, biological process: endosomal transport; endocytosis. Bases 372 to 3392 code for a protein of 1006 amino acids. Gene Ontology annotation, molecular function: protein binding; calcium ion binding. The transcript is spliced from 13 exons. Gene Ontology annotation, cellular component: cytoplasm; nucleus; plasma membrane. The record is from RefSeq and is a predicted model, not a curated record.